AUGUCCUCAGAAGAGCAGCGCCAGAAGGAGGAGGCCGCCUCGCGCCGGCACGCCAAGCUUGACAAUGCCGGUGUGCUCCACAUGAGCACGCAGGCCGAGAUCCCUGACAAGAUCACGAUCCAAUCAUGGUAUAUGAUAAGGGAACAACUGAUCGAAGUUGGGAUAGGCUCCAUAGCUAACGAUCAGCUUCCCGGACACGAACCGGACUACUCGGCGUGCACGUUCUGUCUCUGGGAGGAGGACCACACGCUCGGCAACGCGCUGCGGUGGAUGAUCAUGAAGGACCCCGACGUCGAGUACUGUGGUUACAGUGCGCCGCACCCGUCCGAGCCCAAGAUCCACCUCCGCGUGCAGAUGUACGAGGGACUGUCGGCCGUCGACUGCCUGCGACGUGCGCUCUCGAACCUGCGUGACCUGUACGAGACGAUCGGUGCGCAGUACGACCGCUCGCUCAAGACCGACAAGUACGUCAAGGAGAAGGACGUCGACGUGCACCGUGUCGUGGCCGAGACGCUGCGCGAGCGCCUCGGCGAGGACAUGGAUGAGAGUGCGUAG
This is a messenger RNA of Trichosporon asahii var. asahii CBS 2479, 555 nucleotides long. Its product is annotated as DNA-directed RNA polymerase. Gene Ontology annotation, cellular component: RNA polymerase I complex; RNA polymerase III complex. Gene Ontology annotation, biological process: DNA-templated transcription. The record is from RefSeq and is a predicted model, not a curated record. NCBI's taxonomy places the organism in Eukaryota, Fungi, Basidiomycota, Tremellomycetes, Trichosporonales, Trichosporonaceae. Bases 1 to 555 code for a protein of 184 amino acids. Gene Ontology annotation, molecular function: DNA-directed RNA polymerase activity; DNA binding; protein dimerization activity. The transcript has 3 exons.